AUGUCAGUUUUCAAGCUUUCCGCCCAGUUAAUAGGGCACUCCAACGAUGUCAAGGCUGUACGAUACAAAUCCAAGGAUGUCAUCAUCUCAGCCUCAAGAGACAACUCAGUUCGGAUAUGGAGGCAGACGUCAGCACCAAACACCCCUCCCGCGUUCGACAGCGCCACCCUAGCCCAGUCCGGCUCCUAUGUCAACUCGCUCGCCCUCAUCCCGCCUUCAAGCAACCAUCCCGACGGAUUGGUGGUUACAAGUGGGCUCGAUCCCGUCAUCUACGUUCAUGAACCGAAACCGCUGGAUCAGCAAAGCAGUGGCUAUCCCAUACUGCUCCCCGGUCAUUCCAACAACGUAUGCAGUCUCGACGUUUCGCCUAAUGGCCAGUACAUAGUCUCCGGUAGCUGGGAUACCAAAGCGAAGGUUUGGGAUGUGAACAAGUGGGAUCUGGCGGCUGAGUUGGACGGCCACGAAAAGUCAGUCACGGCGGUCUUGGCCCUCAAGGACUCUGCUGCAAUCACAGGAUGCGCCGACAACAUGAUCAGGGCAUAUGGCCUCGCACGCGCAGGCUCAGCCGAGGUUCUGCAAGCCGGAAAGACAUUAGCAACAGCCGAGCCUGUGCGUGCCCUUUGCCGACUUCCCGCUGGACACGACAGCGGCGCCGAAUUCGCUAGCGCCGGCAACGAUUUUGUGAUCCGCCUGUGGACCGUGAGAGGUCAACAGGUCGCCGAGCUGCACGGCCAUGAGUCGUACGUUUACUCUCUAGCAUGUCUGCCAUCCGGGGAGAUUGUUAGCGUAGGCGAGGACCGGACGCUUCGGAUAUGGAAAGGCCACCAGUGUGUGCAGACAAUCGUCCAUCCAGCAGUCUCGGUUUGGGCGGUGGAUGUAUGCCCUGAGACUGGCGAUAUUGUCACGGGUGCUAGCGAUGACGUAAUCCGGAUAUGGACUCGAAGCAACGAUCGCCUCGCGGAUGAGGUCACUUUGAAGCACUUCGAAGAGGCAAUCAAAGGCAUGGCAAUACCCAAGGAGACCAUGGGUGGAGAUUUGAAGAAUCAACAGUUUCCUGGGCCCGAGUUUCUCCAAACCAAUACAGGCAAGAAGGACGGACAUGUACAGGUAAUCAAGAAUCCCGAUGGGGGCCUUGAGGCCCACAUAUGGUCUGCAGCGCAAAACAAAUGGGAGUUCUACGGCGCCGUCGUCGACUCUCCUGGCAGUUCAGACAAGAAGAUCCAUCAUGGAGGCAAGGAAUGGGAUUUUGUGUUCCAAGUCGACAUCGAGGAUGGCAAGCCAACCCUACCGCUGCCGUACAACGCCGGAGAGAACCCUUACGAUGCAGCGCGGAGGUUUUUGGAGGCAAACGAGCUACCUAUUGGGUACUUAGAGCAAGUUGCCGCGUUCAUAGUAAGGGAGUCUAAAGGCCAGAAUAUCGAGAAUGUCGGCGCCGCUUCAAGCGCCCCUGCUCCAACAGAUACUCCUUCUGCAGGACCUAAGCAUUCUCUGCCAGUUCGAGAGUAUGCCUUGAUCCCAAGCUUAAACUCGGAACCACUCCUAAAGAAGAUUCUCUCGUUGAAUGCGGACCUCGUCAAGAGUGGUGACAAGGAAUUCGCCAUGAAUCCGGCUCAAGUCUCGUCUUUGCAGUCCUUUGUGGCCAGCCUUCAGACCGCGUUGCAAUCAGUCUCUAGCAAGGUUUCUUGUACGAAGCGCGUUGAGGUUCAGAGCCCUGGAUUCAACAUCACUCCUCAAGACUUGGACACAAUCAUGAACAUGGCGAUUAACUGGCAAUAUGCGAUGCGUUUGCCAGCCCUCGACCUUCUCCGGUGCUUGGCUGUAUUUGAGCAAGCCGUGACGUACUCACCUCGCUCCAGUCCCUCAUAUCUCGAUGCGAUAUUAGGCGCCGCCUUCGAGACGCCAACAGGCGCCCCGAUCAACGAGGCUUCGGCGUUUAUGGCUAUGCGAGCCGUUGCAAACAGCUUUGCCACUGCUCAAGGUCGCACAUCUGCGGUUGCCGUCUUCCCGCGUGUCGUUUCGAUACUCGAGGCAAUUCUCGGUAUUGAGGCUGAGCCGUUCAAGGGACCUGUGGGACCGGAGAACCGGAACCUAAACAUCGCAGCCUCGGUAGUUAUACACAAUUACGCUGUCCUGGCAGCGGCGCAGCCAGGCACCCUGCCAACCGAGGGCCUAUCUCUGCUUGUUAAUUGUAUUGGCGAGGUAUUGCAAAACAAAGCAGAAACCACGACACUUUUACGGGCUCUCGCCGCGUUGGGGACGCUCGCUCAGGUCAAGGAUUUGUCCAAGACAGUGCGAGAUCUGGGCGGCCUGGGGUGGGCUCGGUCAGCCGGCCAGAGGAGCCAGGACCCGGAGGUGAGGGAAUGGGUUGCUACGGUAGAGCAGACACUGAGCUGA
This is a messenger RNA of Pyricularia pennisetigena, 2394 nucleotides long. RefSeq lists its product as uncharacterized. NCBI's taxonomy places the organism in Eukaryota, Fungi, Ascomycota, Sordariomycetes, Magnaporthales, Pyriculariaceae. Gene Ontology annotation, biological process: ubiquitin recycling; proteasome-mediated ubiquitin-dependent protein catabolic process. Bases 1 to 2394 code for a protein of 797 amino acids. The transcript has 4 exons. Gene Ontology annotation, molecular function: ubiquitin binding. The record is from RefSeq and is a predicted model, not a curated record. Gene Ontology annotation, cellular component: cytoplasm; nucleus.